Messenger RNA from Penicillium odoratum, 2022 nucleotides. RefSeq lists its product as uncharacterized. NCBI's taxonomy places the organism in Eukaryota, Fungi, Ascomycota, Eurotiomycetes, Eurotiales, Aspergillaceae. Gene Ontology annotation, biological process: phosphatidylcholine biosynthetic process; phosphatidylethanolamine biosynthetic process. Bases 1 to 2022 code for a protein of 673 amino acids. The transcript is spliced from 4 exons. Gene Ontology annotation, molecular function: ethanolamine kinase activity; choline kinase activity. The record is from RefSeq and is a predicted model, not a curated record. Gene Ontology annotation, cellular component: cytoplasm.
AUGCCUUCUACUGUCCCCCAGUCCGCUCCAUCGAACUACAAGACUGAGGCGAGAACACUUGAGGAUAGCGAGCAAUCCAUUAGACCGGAUGAAGACCCUCAGCUAGGCCUGUUCCACCAAGUGUACGAUUGGUUACAGCACGAGAAGACCCGGAGAUUGGCAAGGAAGGCGCGGCGUGCUGAGGCGAUUUCUGGUAACACGAUCGCUGUCUCGGAUAGCGAAGAACAACCAAUCGCGGAGCCACAAUGUUCAGAGAGCACGUUCUCGCUCGACAAAUUGGAGAGAAUCUUGGCACAGUUUGCAGGCCCUCAGAAUGCACAUGGUCUAGCAUCGCAUCUCGCCGUCAAGCGCGCACCUCGCCGUCGCCCCAAGGGUCUACGUCGAGGCUCCGCUUCAGACUCCGAGUACACGGAUGUUGAGGCGCCAGUGCCAAACGUCGAAGCUUACCUCGACAAUACAAAGACUCUCGCCUACAUCACAAAUGGUGCAGCAGACGAGGACACUACUGACAGUAAUUCUAUCAAGCAAUCCAAAGACCGAGAGGCAUGGACCAUUUUCAAGACCGAAAUCGUGCGCCUUGCGCAUACUCUCCAGCUCCGAGGUUGGCGUAGAUUGUCAAUGGACAUGGCCGAGGACGUUGAAGUCACUCGGCUCAGUGGUGCUCUGACCAAUGCUGUGUAUGUGGUCGUCCCGCCCAAGACUCCACGCAGGACUGAAAAUGGUUCUACCACCUUGCGCCCGAGGAGGCCCCCACCGAAGCUCUUGCUGCGUAUUUACGGUCCUCAAGUAGAUCAUCUUAUUGAUCGGGAGAAGGAACUCCAAAUCCUUCGUCGCCUGGGCCGCAAGCACAUUGGUCCUCGUGUACUUGGGACUUUCUUGAAUGGUCGAUUUGAAGAAUACUUUGAGGCACGUCCUCUCACGCCGAAGGAGCUGCGAAUUCCAGCGACAUCUAGGCAGAUUGCCAAGCGUAUGAGAGAAUUGCACGAUGGUGUCGAACUUCUCCCCGAAGAACGAGAUGCCGGGCCGAUGAUCUUUAAGAAUUGGGAUAAGUGGGUUGAUCGCUGCGAGCAAGUAACCACUUGGUUGGAUAAAGAGCUUGAGUCUCCGCAAAAUGAACUCAAGGCGGCUGCAGAACCUUGGCGCCAGCGGGGCUUUGUUUGCGGUGUGCCAUGGGCAGCAUUCCGCCAGGCCGUGGAUCGCUAUCGGUCUUGGCUUAUUGCCAGCUGUGGUGGACUUGAGGAGAUCAAGCGACAACUUGUGUUUGCCCAUAAUGAUACUCAAUAUGGAAACCUUCUUCGCAUGGAGCCAGCUACAGAAUCUCCGCUUCUCCUGCCCGCCAACUCCCACAAGCAGCUGGUGGUCAUUGACUUUGAAUACUCCUCGGCGAACACCGCUGGUCUUGAAUUCGCAAACCACUUUACUGAAUGGUGUUACAACUACCACGACGAGGAGCUAUCCUGGGCCUGCAACAACCGCCUUUACCCCACACUCGAGGAGCAACGCCGCUUUGUGAUGACAUACCUCACCCAUCGCCCUGCUGUGAUCGGCGGUGUGGCCUCGCCUUUAGCCACUCCAGCCAUGCGGGGUGGGACUGGUACCGCUGUCACACCCUUCACCCUGGAUGAUGGCCCCGAUUCCAAUUGGCCGCAAGUUGAGAAGUCACUCGAGGAGGACCUGGAAGCUGAGGUGCGGCGGCUUAUGCAACAGACCCGUUUGUGGCGUGCCAUGAACUCGGCCCAGUGGGUGGCCUGGGGUAUCGUACAAGCCAAGGCACCAGGCAUGGAAGAAGGAAUUGCUGAGAUGCUGGCUACAUCCAAUGAGAAUGGACAUAAAGACGAAGGUGUUAAGACACCUACGGUCGAUGUUGAUGCCGAUGAGGAAGAUGGUUUCGAUUACCUGGCGUAUGCGCAGGACAGAGCCAUGUUCUUCUGGUCUGACCUGUUGGCUCUUGGUCUGAUCAACCCGAACGACCUUCCGGCGCCAAUGGUUGAACAUAUUCGGGCCCGGGCGGUUGAUCAUUGA